Molecule: messenger RNA, 4696 nt
Organism: Topomyia yanbarensis
Lineage: Eukaryota; Metazoa; Arthropoda; Insecta; Diptera; Culicidae
Gene: cwo
Product: transcription factor cwo
Exons: 4
Coding region: 1623-3206 (527 amino acids)
Biological process (GO): anterior/posterior pattern specification; regulation of circadian rhythm; regulation of neurogenesis
Cellular component (GO): nucleus
Molecular function (GO): RNA polymerase II cis-regulatory region sequence-specific DNA binding; protein dimerization activity; DNA-binding transcription factor activity, RNA polymerase II-specific
Source: RefSeq, a predicted model, not a curated record
GCCAAUUUCUCUCGGUCAGUCAGUUCGAGCCAAUCAAACGUUGCAGACUUCCUCUGUAGCUACUUGUUUCCAUAAUAGUGUCCAUCGUUUUGCGAAUCGAUUCCGUGUCGUCAGUUGCGAAUUAGUGAUUGAGCUUUUCAAUCCAGCGCAAAGUUUGUUGGUGGUUGUUUGAGAAAAAUAAAAUAAAAGCAAAUAGUGAGAGUGUGAGCUCAUCACCGCCUGAGUUAUUUCGGGAAAAUAGUGUUGUUGGGCGAAUCCAACGAGUGGUUGAAAAUAGUGAUUCUGGUGUACAGUGGGGUGCCACAAGUGCACACUGUUUGAAGGGAAAUCGAUACGACAUUUGUGCGGCCUAGGAGGAUUGGUCAUCGCUGUGGGAAGCCGGCUAGAAGAAGUGAAAAAGUGUACGCCUCACGUGUGACUGGUGCACAAUUUGAUUCGUAGUGAGCGGUGCAAGUUUUUCGCUUGUAAAAACGUGAUUUCGCCUCACGGCAUUCUUCCCAUAUGUAUAAAUUCUUCGUGAAUUCAAGCGUGAAAUACAUAAUAAAAUAAUAUCGUUGAGUGGAGAUCAAGCUCAGAGAGUAGUGUACUGUUGAUUGAGUUUGAAAAAGCGAAAAAACAGACGGCAAAGAUCUAAGUUUUAGUCAAAGCUCUUGCUAACAACCGGUAUCAUUUUUUUUGGUUGGAUUUUCCACAAUAGUUAAUUUCAUGUGUAAAUUAGCAAGCAAGAAGAACUCGAUCCUUCUUAACAAUAAGAAACGUGUUAGACUUUUCUUCCGGAAACCACGCUACACACACUACUGUUCAGUUUGGUACAUUAUAGAGUCGGCAGCGGCAGCAGCGGAGGAAAAAACGGCCAACGGCGCUGAUCGACGGGCACGGAUCAACUGAAUUUCCAUUACUAUACGCAAGAUAUUUGAACCAUCAUCGCAGUUCACCUAAUCACAACCUGAGAGUAAUCGGAGCCACGCCAGGUCCAAUCAGUUCCAUUCCAAGUACUUUGUAGAAUUGAUAAACCCAACACCUAGAAAGGCGUUUGCAGUGUGGUGUUGUGUCCAGGACUUCCUUGACUUCAUCACAGGUAGCUCUGUUGAAAGCUGUAAACUGGCAGGUCAACCGGUUCUCUGUAGUGUUUCAGUCCGCUCAGUCGCAAAGUUUUAUAUAACACUCAAUCGGACAGCAUCGCGUUCCUGUUCGUUUGGGUAUCGUGCGGCAGUAUCGUGAGUGUAACUUUAGCAUAACAGACGGGUCAGCUCAAGUGUGCACGUUUGCAACCAGCCGAAAGUUUAUUCACACGUGCGGCAAUGUGUCUCAGUGUUGCUUGAAGCAGUUGUUGAAAUAAAGUUCCGAUACAGUGAAAGAUUGACGCACUGAAAUCAACCCGCAAUCCGCUGAGCUCAAGAUAUCGAUCUUGGACUGUAUCUGGUAUACGUAUCGGUUUGCGUUCUGGCUCCCAGUGUGGGUUCGAUCGCGUGGAACUGAAAAAACAGAAAGGUAUCGCAGCAACAGCACUAGCACCCACGGAGCGUGUCGGUCAGUCGAAGGAUCAACGGCAGUGGUUUACUCAGUGAUCAGGAAGCAGUGCCGGAUUGGAGGCAGCUAGUGUUUUGAAAAUCGCCUACGGUAUGGAAGGCUAUUGGGAGGCACCCAGCGGUCACGCACCGCAUCCUGUUAAAUAUGAAAGUGAAGCAUCCGUGCCCGGAUAUCCGUAUUGCAGUGAGCAGCUAAAUUUUUCCACCAGUAAUACCACCUACAGCGAAGAUGACGCCGACUUCGCACCCGGUCGCCGGGGUAAAACGUCGAGGCAAGAUCCAUUAUCACAUCGAAUAAUAGAGAAACGACGACGUGAUCGAAUGAACUCCUGCCUGGCAGAUCUCUCGCGGCUGAUUCCACAGCAGUACAUGCGCAAAGGACGCGGUCGCGUCGAGAAGACCGAAAUCAUCGAGAUGGCCAUCCGACACCUGAAGAACCUGCAAAACCAAGAAUGCGCUCGCGAGUCAUCGUGUGCCGAGCAGUACAGACUGGGUUACAACGAUUGCCUCACCGAAGCGGCCAAAUUCAUGCUGCGCGAACGGGGCGAAGAAAUGUGCUACCGAAUGGUGGCCCAUCUGAAGGAACACUGCAGUGAAAUUAUGAAAGGUGAACAGAUGAAAUCCCGCUGCGGUUCGGAGAUUCCAAACGGUGGCAGUCCAGUGUACCUACAUCCGGGUCCUCUAUCGUCACUGCGUGAAAUGCUAUCCUGCCCCUCGGACUUGGAGCAUAGUAGUAACGAUCAUCACGACGUUAAGGAUCUUAGCUUCCGCAGCAGCACCAACAGUUGCAGCAGUAAUCCACCACAGGCUGCCGUGAUCACCUCAACCGCGCCGAGUAGUGUACAACACUUGGAUACUUCGAGCAACCAUUCUACGGUCGAUUUUGAAGCUUCGUCACCCUCUCGUAUUUCCACCAGUUCCAACAAUGGGGCGCUGCACCACUUCCAGCAGGACACCAACAACAACAUCAACGCUCAGCACGAAAGUGUCCUACGGAACAUCCGUAUGCGGAAGUUUUCUGAAACGUCGCCGGAGCACGAGCAUAACCACAACAGCUACAAAUUCAAGAACUACAUUCAGCAACGUUUCUCGCAAGACACCCAUGGUAACGAGAAUGGUCACAUAACGGAUGGUCCACAUAGUCCAUCCUCUCUUCAUGAGGAUCAUCAGAUGGCUGAUGUACCGCCCCUGUCGCAAGAAAAACCAGUUAUGAAUGGACUUGGACCCAAGCGUAAACCCGAAUGUGUCCCAAACAUUGAUGGCUGCGACGAGCCACUGUCCCUGAAACGGAAAGCAGUCUCGAUAGAGCAACUGUCACAUGCGACGCUGGUUCAAGACGAUCGGGACGACCUGAUAAUGGACAAGAAACCUAAAAACGGUCUCACAGAGUUCAAGAACGAACAUAUGGCGAGAGGCUCUUAUGCGUCCUACACCGUUCCAAUCUUUGCUUGCCAUACUCAGGGCUUCUAUAUCCCUCUUAACGUGGACUACGAUGCUUUACUGCCAUACCUGAACGGAAUUGAUUUGUUUGGAAAGAACUACCCGCAGAUGCCACCGUUGCAUCCUAUUAACAUAAACGUCAACUACUCCUCUGCCAGUCUGCUGAAAACGGCCAUGAAUGGGCUAACCUCGAUCGGAAAGGCCAAGCUAGUCGAAGGGCUAGUUAAUGGUUGCUAGAGUGUGGGUGGUGGUUAAAGUAAAAAAAAACUUUACAACAAGUGAAAUGCAAAAAGUUAUUUUGUCCCAAUAUUUUGUUCUCUUGUUCUGAAACGAAGCAUUGUAUAAAAUGCAGGUCUACUGUGCUUCUUGUGGAAUACGCAUGGAUAUAGUGUUAAUAACCUUUGAGCAGUGUUGAACACAUGUUGCUGUUCGUGUUGCUGCACAGUCUAAAUCAUACAAUGUUUCGGCAUCUGGCAGCUUGAACCGUUCGGAUUCGAAUUCAUCCAGAAAUGUUAUUGCACAUCCGGAAUUUUGUUCUUCUCUAGAUUUUAAUUGGCUGCUUGGGUAAGGAUAGUACAUACGGACACAAGUUUAAAAGAUCAUAAAAUAAGGAAUGAAGGACUACAAUCUUGUAUUGAUAGGAAAUAACACAAAAGAAUAGAUCACAUCGCAUAAUUUUUGGAAAUAGGUUCUGUAAGAAAAUUUAUCGGAACCUAUUUCAGGCGUUUCAGUCAUAAUUGCUAUCUCCAUACGUAGGAAACAUAAAAGACACAGUAAACAAACGCAGAUUCAUAAGACUAAGCCAAACAAAAAACCCAACCCCGAUAAGUGCAUUUUCGCCAUUUUAAACUGCAUUUGCCCUUUUAAUUAUGUAUACGUAAAAGCCCCGUGUAUUGUUUUAAUUGGAACUAGAAAAGAUUUGCUUACUUAAUCACCUAAUUGCCGCAGAUUAAAAGUGUUUGAAAAUACGAUAUACAAACUGUAACAAAACAUAAUACUGCAACAGAAGAGUAGAAAUUCCAUUGCUAUCUUUGGAAGAACCAAGUAAAACUGACUAAUAACAAAUAAGCUGAUAGAAACGAGGUAUGUGUAAUUGUAUAGUUAAACUCAGGUAUACACUAUUUUUAGCAUAACAGAAAAAAUCCCAUGCAGAAUAGAUAGCGAAUAAAAAUAAUUCAAUAGCGAAUGGCGAGCAAGCGUAACUGUGCGUAACAAUUAUGAACACAAGAAAGCACGCAGUAUAAACAUAUAGGACAACAACGUUACAAACCAGAUUGUAUAGGACAAGCCACUUGUUAAUAGAACCUACCUUCUUUUGUAAAUCAUCUUAACAGAGUCAGUGAUGCCACCAACCCGUCAUUUUUUUAACUGGUUGUGUUUCAUGAUUUUUUUUACUAUCAAAUAUAAUUAAAUUAAAAUCUUUUAAUCUGUGAUACUGAUUAACAACGGAAACCAACAAAACGACGGAAAACUGUUACGGCAGAACGAAUGCAUGCAUGAAUGCAGAGACCUUUCUAGAGAUUGUUUGAUGGUCAAACAAAUUGAGAACUGAAACGUAUAAAUGCUUUGUAUAAACCAAUCAGUCGCUUUUUGUCUUGUAUAUUUGUAACUAAGAGCAGAGACAACAACAAAACUACAAGAAGAGAAACAUUUUUGAUGAAACAUGAGUAGACAAGUGCUGUAAUUAAUGAUAGAAAGUCAACCAAAUAAAAUGUCAUAAUUAUAAA